Acinonyx jubatus (cheetah) is the source of this 6449-nucleotide messenger RNA. RefSeq names its product zinc finger protein 791-like. Gene Ontology annotation, biological process: regulation of transcription by RNA polymerase II. The coding region runs from base 420 to 2858 and encodes 812 amino acids. The record is from RefSeq and is a predicted model, not a curated record. Gene Ontology annotation, cellular component: nucleus. The transcript has 2 exons. Gene Ontology annotation, molecular function: DNA-binding transcription activator activity, RNA polymerase II-specific; RNA polymerase II cis-regulatory region sequence-specific DNA binding. Lineage: Eukaryota; Metazoa; Chordata; Mammalia; Carnivora; Felidae.
UAGAGAGAGAGAGAGAAUCCCAAGCAGGCUCCUCACUGGCAGUGUGGGGCUCGAACCCAGAAGUGGUGAGAUCAUGACCUGAGCCCAAAUCAAGACCUGGCGCCAGCCAGGUGCCUCCCCCUUUGAUUUUUAAAGUCCAUAUGAUGAGUUUAUGUGACUCAUUCUUUCUAAAUAGACAGUUGGCUUGUUACCAAUUUUUUUCUGCCACAACUGAGAAUGAAAACUCACACUGCCCCAUUACAGAAGAAACAAAGUUACAAAUUGUUCUUUUUCGACCUUAAUAACUUCUUAAAGUCUUUGAUCAUCCGACAGACUGAGACAAGAGUGUACAAAAUGUUCUGUGGUAGGAUUUGCUAGUAAUACACACAUCCCUGGAAGCAUCACGAAGAUUCCUAACUGUGGGCCGCAGUGAGAGUCUCAUGUUGGUUCCCUCCCGGGCUCACCACCGUCCUGCCCCCUGGGUGACCCCGUCCCGACUCUUUGUUCAUCCUUUAGACCUUUACCGUCUAUUCUUUGCCAUCGAGCAGUGUUCUUUCGGUUUUCCUUCUUCCGUCUUUGAACAGAGAAGUAUCAACGGAAUUACACUGGAAGGUUUUCUCACAUGCGAGCACCUGAGGCUUCGGGCCUGGUCUGGGACUGUGGGGCUCAAACCUCCCACCAAGCUCAGUGGCCCCAAGGCUUCGAGAGUCUUUGAAGACCAAAGGAGUGGGGGUUGGGGGCGCGGUGGGCAGACGACUCCCUGCUGGAAAAUGAUCAAAGACCAACAUGGAACCGGACUCAUGCUUACGAAUGGUGAGGUCACUUGCGCGUGCGCUUGUGAGGAAGGGUCACGGUUCCGUGAGUGGCCUGGCGGCCUCGCGCUUCCCAGCGACGGCCUUGGAGACAACAGGCGGCAGCCCCCUGCCCAAGCAAGGUCGGCUCAAAGACGUGACCUCCGGCCCGCUGUCGCUCAGGCGGGAGGGGGCGGGGCCGUGCGAGCCGUCCAAUCAGGGGAGCCGCCGGAGCCGUACGUGCGGGCGACGCGCCGUGGACGCCGUGGACGGCGAGGGCUGUGUGCGGUGGCUGCUGUGCGUCCGAGCCUCGCACCCGCUGGCGCCGUCCUUAAGGGCUUCGGGAGGUUCCGCCGCGUCCUGGGUCGCCGCGACCUGCGCUGGCCGCGGCAGCCGGAUGGUGGGCGACCCGGCACCCCGGAAACCGAGCGAUGGAGUCCUAUGGUAGAGAGGCUCCAUCAGAGUAAAGAAGGUGGUCAGUGUGGAGGAAACUUCAGCCUUAUUCCGCAUCUUAAUCUGAACAAGAAGACUUCUACCGAGGUAAAACCGUGGGAGUGCAGCGCGUGUGGAAAAGUCUUUAUGCGCCAUUCAUCCCUUAAUAGGCAUAAGAGAUCUCACACUUCGCCAAAGCCAUACAAGUAUCAGGAGUAUGGAAAAAAGCCUUAUAAAUGUAAAGAGUGUGGAAAAGCUUUCAGUUAUCUCCAGCCUUUUCAAAAACAUGAAAGAAACCACAGCGUAGAGAAAUCUUACAAAUGCAAGGAAUGUGGGAAAUCCUUUCGAUAUCGCCAGUCCGUUCGAAAACACGAAAGGACUCACACCGGAGAGAAACCCUAUCAGUGUAAACAGUGUGGAAAGGCCUUUAGAUAUCAUCAGACCUUUCAGACACAUGAAAGGACGCACACGGGGGAGCAGCCCUAUCAGUGCAAGCAGUGCGGGAAAGCCCUCAGCUGUCCCAGCUCCUUUCGAAGUCAUGAAAGGACUCACACGGGAGAGAAACCUUACGAAUGUAAAAAGUGUAGUAAAGCCUUCAGUUGUCCCAGCUCUCUUCGAAAACAUGAGAGAACUCACACCGGAGAGAAACCCUAUGACUGUAAGGAAUGCGGGAAAGCCUUCAUUUCUCUCGGGAGCUUUCAAAGGCACAUGAUCACACACACUGGAGUCGGACCUUAUAAAUGUAAGGAGUGCGGGAAGGCAUUCAGCUGUCCCAGUUCGUAUCGAAUACAUGAAAGAUCUCACACCGGAGAGAAACCCUACGAAUGUAAGCAGUGUGGUAGAGCCUUUAGCUGUUCCAGUUCCUUCCGAACACACGAAAGAACUCACACUGGCGAGAAACCCUAUCAGUGUAAAGAAUGCGGAAAAGCCUUCCAUUGGCUCACCACGUUUCAAGUGCAUGUGAGAACUCACACUGGAGAGAAGCCCUAUAUAUGUAAGCUGUGCGGGAAAGCCCUCAGUUGUCCCACGUCCUUCCGAAGACACGAAAGGACUCACACCGCGGAGAAGCCCUAUGAAUGUAAACAGUGUGGGAAGACCUUCAGCUCUCCUCUAGGUUUGCAAAUACACGGGAGAACUCACACUGGCGAGAAACCCUAUAAAUGUGAGGAAUGUGGGAAGGCCUUCGUCUCCCUCACCAGUUUUCGCAGACAUAUGAUGACACACACUGGAGACGGACCUUAUAAAUGUAAGGAAUGUGGGAAAGCCUUCAAUUGUCCCAGCUCCUUCCGGAUACACGAAAGAACUCACACGGGAGAGAAACCCUAUGAAUGUAAAAUAUGCAGUAAAGCCUUCAGUUGUUCAAGUUAUGUUCAGGUACAUGAAAGAACUCACACGGGAGAGAAACCCUAUGAAUGUCAGGAAUGCGGGAAAGCCUUCAUUUAUCGUACAACCUUUCGAGGACACAUGAGAGUGCACACGGGAGAGAAACCUUAUAAAUGUAAAGAAUGUGGGAAAGCCUUCAGUCGACCCAGUUCGUUUAGAAGCCAUGAAAGAAUUCACACUGGAGAGAAACUUCUUGAAUGUAAACACUGUGGGAAAGCCUUCAAUUGGCCCACAUCCUUACACAAACAUGUGAUGAGAAUGCACACAAGAUAGGUAAAUUGUUAACUGAAAAGUACAGGAGAGCGUUCAGUCUUAACAAACGCAGAGUCAUGUAAAAACACCACUGGAGAAAAAUGACAUAAAUGUAAGAAAUAUGGGAAAGUCUGAUGCACAUUCAAAGACGGUACUCCGGAGAAGUCACAACAUGAAAGAAAUGCUUCAGAAGCUGAAGAUAAUGAAUUUUGUUCUGAAACUCAGUCUCUGGACUGUAGCUUCUGGCUGUUGCUUUUCAGCUGAACGUUGAGUUGAGACAAUUCUGUGAGCAUUGUUUAAGCAAUAGUACGGAAGCUUAGUAAGUAGUCUUUUUCCUUAAAUCAGUUUGUAAAAGUUUUGUCUUUCCAUUUUCAAGUCUGUUGGAUCUAUGGGUGAGUUACGGUGUAUUUGUAAUAUGUAAGUAUUAAUUUUUAUAUAAUUUUUUAACUGUUCUGAACGUGAAGGGGCCAUGGUAUAAUGACAUUUUGGUAUUUGUUGGGAUUUUCUUAUUGACCUCCCGUCACAGGUACUGGAUAUUCCUUGUCUAUUAUAAAUAUUCCUCCUUUCAUAUGUGAAGUGGUUUCUGUUUUGUUUUUUUUUUUAAAUCCAAAGAGUCUUUUCUUUCCUGGUUAAUAAAUUGUAGGCAUCAAUUUGUAAGUAUGCAGAGUUUAUCAUAGGGUAUAAUCUCAUUGGAAUUGCUGUUUACAUCUUUUCCCUUGACUCUGUCAUUUCUUCCGACUGUGAUUUGGAGAUUAUACUUUAAGAGACCAAAAAAAAAAAAAAAUGUAGCAUUGGAGAUAGCACUCCUGGAAUGCGUUAGGUCAACAUGGGUAAUGUUGGGACCUAAUUUUCUAGAAUCUGCUCUCUUUAUAGUUUCGUGUUAGAAUUCACCGGUAGCCUCACUUGCAUGAGAGUCAGAAGGCAAAAAGGAAGAAGGCCUUAGUUUUUGGAAUCACGGUACAGACAGUGAUCGAUACCAUAGGAAUUUUGCCUACACCUUCCAGCCCAUUUUGCUGAUUCUUUGCCCUGCCCGUCAAGAGUAUCUUCAGUACCACCGCCAGCUACUUGACUUCCAUUUUCUCAGAGCUGUAGCUUUCCACAGAUGCCGCCACGAGGUCUACGACCUGGCAAAGGUUGAUGCCACUUGGAUUUUCCCGCAAGCCAUCAUGUGUCCACCAGACCAUCAUGGUUGAGAAUGUUCUUUAAAGCGCUGACUUCCCUCUUCUCUGGAUUGUAUUUGUAUAGGGUCUAAUUUGUGUAGUAAACCCCUCGUUCUGUUAACACUCCUAAUUACUGUGUGUUCCUGAUUUCACCAGUACAGCUACAACAUGCAGCCAAGAGGAACCCCAUGGUAACCUAUUCCUCUACCGCAUUGUACAGUGACUUCUGUGAAAAUAAGCCUUUUCGUGUGAAAAUAAGCACCUUCUCCUUAUCAGGCAGAUUGUGGGUGUUUCUGAUUACUCACAUCUGAACAUAAGUCUUCGGUAUAUUUUCAAUUAUGUUUUUAUGUGAUUUAAAACAUUUCCUAAAGCUCAAACCACUGUUUCUGUCCAUGGUCCUUAAAAUUUUUUAUUAACUGUUGGAUAUUAACAAAUGUUAUCUUCUCCAUUUCCUGAUAGGAUAUAUUAAAACGUCCCAUUGCGAUUGUGGCUUUUCAGGUCAACCUGUAAUUUUGUCAGCAUUAUGCAUUCCGAGGGUCAUCGUGUGCAGACGAGUUCAGAUAUUUUUUCCUCCAAUUUUGUUUUUUAUUCUGUAGUCAUAAUUUUUGUAAUUAAAGUUCUCGUCCUCCGUUAUUGAUUCCAAAAAUUUGCAUCAUGGUUUUGUCAGUGCCUUCUUGCCAAAGACUGCCAGGUGACAUCUGUGGUCAAAGAGAGAGAGGUGGAAUGAAUUGUAGUGAUAAAGGUGACCACAAAGCACAAAUAACAACGGGAUUAUGUUGGGGCGCCUGGCUGGUUCAGUCAGCGGAGCGCGCGACUCUUGGUCUCGGGGUUGUGAGCUCGAGCCUCACGUUAGGUGUAGAGAUUACUUUAAAAAAAAUAAAAUCUUCUAAAAAACAUGGUGGAGUCAAUCAAUGCGAAGGUGCUCAAAUGGUCUAGGAUUUGGACUUGUGAAACUCUUACAGAAAUUAAUACAAUUAAAAGCAGAUAUUUUUACAGGGGAAUUGAGAACAAAGCACACCCACAGACCGAGGGAAGACCCUUGCCCAGAAAAGGCCUUCAUGCUGGGCUGAAGAGGCAGUCUUUUCUUUGCGUGGAGCCAGUCUGCACAGAGGUGAUGUGGGUGUUUUAUCAAAUGCCCAAGUUUCCACAAAAGAUGAUGAGGCAUACAAAGAAACUUGGAAACCUGGCCCACUGAAAUCAAACCCUCAAUCUCCAGAAACCAAGCCUAACAAAACACAGGCCUCAGACUUUAGUAGGCAAACAAUUUAAAAUAACACGCCUAAAGAGCUUAGAAGGAAAAUAAAGACCAAAGAACAAUGGAUGAAGAAAUUGAGAAUAUCAAAGAGAAAUCAUUUUUAAAAAUCUGGAGCCCAGGGCACCUGGGGGACUCCGUCGGUUGAGCAUCCAACUUCACCUCAGUUAGAGUCCCGCAUCGGGCUCACUGCUGUCAGCACGCAGCUUGCUUCGGAUGCUUUGUCCCCCUCUCUUUGUCCCCUGCUCACGCUCUCUCAAAAAUAAGCCUUGGGGCGCUUGGGUGGCUCAGUCAUUUAAGCAUCCGACUUCAGCUCAGGUCACGAUCUCACAGUUUGUGAGUUCGAGCCCCACCUCGGGCUCGCUGCUGUCAGCACAGCUCCCAGAGCCUGCUUCGGAUCCUCUGACCCCCCGCCCGCCCCCCCCCGGCCCCCCGCCUCUGCCACUCCCCUGCUUGUACUCUGUCUCUUAAAAGUAAACGUUAAAAAAUAAAUAAACCUUUAAGAAAAAAUAAAAUAAAAUUCUGGAGCUGAAAUCUACAAGAACUGAGUUGAAAGAAUUCACCAGAGGGGUCAAAAGCAAACUUGAACAAGCAGCAGAAACAAUGUGCAGAGUUGAAAACAGGUCGUUUGAAAUUUGAGUCUGGGGAGCAAAGAAAAAAAGAAUAAAGGAAACUAAACUAAGCCAAGGAACUUAAGGGAUACCAUUAAACCAACCAAUAUGCACGAUAUGGGAGUCCCAGAAAAGAGUGAAAGAAGAGAAAGGGUCAGAGAAUUUGUUUGCAGCAAUAAUAGUGGAAUAUCCUCCUUUCUCUGUCUGGUGGUCCCAUUAUGCAUAUUCGUGCACUCAGUAUUCCACAUUUUCCAGCGGCUCUAUUCAGUUUUCUUCAUUCUCCUCUGCUCUUCAGAUUGCAUAAUCUUUAUUCAUCUGUAACUUCUCACUGUUGACAUUCUUUAAUGUGAUGUCAUCAUCAUACCCUCCCUUACUCCUUUAAAUAUGGUUUCCCUUAGAUCUUUGAGCAUAUUUAUAAUGGGUGCCCCGAAGUCUUUGUUAAACCUAUCAUCCGUCUAGACCCUCUCACAGGCGGUUUCUGCUGUCUGCCUUUUUGUCUGUCUGUAAGUCCAUCCUUUCCGGUUUUUUGCACGUAUUCUGCGUUUUCAGUUGAAAAUUGGACAUUCAAGAUUAUAGACUUUUCGGGGCU